AUGUCAGACAGUGAUUACUACGACACACUUGGAGUUUCUAAGAAUGCCAAUGAUGAAGACAUCAAGCGGGCGUACAAGAAAUUGGCUAUGAAGUAUCACCCCGACAAGAAUCCGGGCAACAAACAAGCCGAAGAGAAAUUCAAAGAAGUUGCUGAGGCGUAUUCCGUCUUAAGUGACCACGAGAAAAGACGGACGUACGAUUUGUAUGGGAAAGAUGGGUUGGGAGGAGUAACGAGGGAAUACGACGCGAAUGAUGUGUUCCAACAAUUCUUUGGUGGUGGGGCGGAUGAUUUUGGGUUUGGUUUUGGGUUUGGGCACUUUGGAAGCUUUGGCCGCUUCACGAGUUUUGGACCGACUUCGUAUAUGUCUGAAGAGUCGAAGGAGACCCGUACCAGUCGCGUCAAAAAUAUCGAAGUUGAAGUCCCCGUCACAUUGGAGCAGAUGUAUUGUGGUGCGACAAUGAAAA
Molecule: messenger RNA, 466 nt
Organism: Entamoeba invadens IP1
Lineage: Eukaryota; Evosea; Mastigamoebida; Endamoebidae
Product: DnaJ family protein
Exons: 1
Cellular component (GO): cytoplasm; nucleus
Molecular function (GO): protein folding chaperone; protein-folding chaperone binding
Source: RefSeq, a predicted model, not a curated record